This is a messenger RNA of Striga hermonthica, 1479 nucleotides long. The record is from the annotation of a GenBank genome assembly. NCBI's taxonomy places the organism in Eukaryota, Viridiplantae, Streptophyta, Magnoliopsida, Lamiales, Orobanchaceae.
AUGUCACAAGAAGAAGAAGAAGAAGAAAACGAGCCCGCGACCCCUAUAGCCCGUUUGAUGCAAGCACCGGCCUUCAACUUCUGUAUUAUAGCAGUCAUGGGUUUUAGGUCGACCAUCGAUCUCGACUUGUUCAAGCAAGAGCUCGGGCGGUCCCUCCUUAGACACGCUCGCUUCACAAGCGUGCUCAUUGUCGACAAAAGCUCGCGCGACAAAUUUUCAUGGCGACGGACGAAAGUUGACAUCGAAAACCAUGUGUUUGCUCUGGAUUUGGACCCUAACAUGGAGUCGCCCGAUGAAUUUGUCGAGCACUUCACGUCCGAGAUUAUGAAGAUUCCGAUGGUCGACAUGAGUGCUCGUCCGGCAUGGGAAUUUCACGUUCUCAACGUGAAAACCUCGGAAGCAAAUUCGAUCGUCGUGCUCAAGAUGCACCACUCGAUUGGCGACGCUGUGUCUCUAAUGUCUCUUCUCAUGACAUGCGCCGAGAAAAUUACCACCAAUUGUGGGGGGUCUUUGCCUAUACUUCCGAGCGAAAAACGACAAUCGACGAGUAGUUAUUAUAACACCGGCCGGAUGGUUAUGAAAACGAUGUUCGUCAAGGUUUGGAUAGCAAUCGUGAUGGUUUUCAACACGUUCACCGGUCUCAUGCGGGCUUUCGCAACACUGGCUUUUUUGAAAGAUGAGAAGAUUCCGAUUAAUCGCGAGCGAGGGAAGGAGAAUUCUUCCAAGCGAUUCGUGCACCGGAUCGUUGAUUUCGAUGAUAUCAAGCUCGUCAAGACGGCUAUGAAUGCAACUGUCAAUGAUGUGGGCACGGGUGUAGUUCAAGCUGGUUUAACCCGUUAUCUUAAUAUCAGAUACGGUCAAUGCUGCCGAGGACAAAAUCCUACAUAUGCCCAAAUGAACAACUUUUUGCCCAAAAGUCUUCGUCUUACAUCAGUCGUUUGUUUCAACCUGAGGCCUUAUGCAAUAAUUGAGGAUUUGAGUGAUAUUAUGGAGGAUGAAAAGCAAUUAAGGGGAAAAUGGGGCAAUAAAAUAGGUGGUGCCCUUGUUCCACUUGACAUAGUUGUUGAAGAUGACCCUUUAGCCUAUGUUAUUAGAGCUAAGGCAGUCAUGGACCAAAAGAAACUAUCUUUUGAGCCCCAAUGUAUGCCCAUCAUGUCCAAGCUAUUUAUCAAAUUAUUUGGAAUUAAGGCAGCAUCUUCUAUUCUCAAUAGAAUCUCCUUGAACACAACUUUGUUUUUGUCAAAUGUGAUGGGUCCAAGAGAAGAGAUCACUCCAUUUGGCCACCCCUUGUGUUAUAUUGCUCCCAUUGUUUCUGGGUUUUCUCAAGUAUUGUUCAUCACCUUCCAGAGCUAUGCUAAUAAGUUUAUAAUCUCCAUAGCUGCUGAUGAAAAUUUGGUUCCAAAUCCCCAUCAGCUAUGUGAUGACAUGUUACAGUCUCUUCAAGACAUGAAAAAUUAUGUGCAAAAUAGAGCUCUUUAG